AUGGAGUGGUCGACCAGUUCUUUCCCAGGGCCCCAAGAGGAUACCACUAGUACUACUGCUGGUACUCAUCCAGACCGCCUCCCCAUCGGUCAAUUCCUCUUUCCCCAGUCAUCAGCCGCUCCAGUGCCCCAGCCAGCAGACUACUCUAUGUUUGCAAAUCACCCCUAUGGGGCCUUUACCUCGAUUGCUGGUCCUCCCUGUAGUAUUGAACCUCAUGUAUGGACAGUCAAUCCGACGGGGGGUCUUUCAAGUGAAAGAAACAUCCCACCACAAGGCGGUGUGGCGCAGACUGCCCAAGCGCCUUUUGCCUAUGAUGAAAUCCCUGCCGAGUCACUUGAUUUGUUGUAUGCUUCCACUCGUAUUACUAGUGGUCAGCCCCUGCCACUACCAGGAGACUGGAAGGAUACCAAUGCAGAUACGAACCCAGCCUGGCAUGCCCCCAAUAGCGCCAUGAGCCACCAGCUACACCCAGCUCCGGGAAGUAGAAUCCCUCGUGCCCCAUCUAGGGCUCGUAGCCCGCCAACAUUCGAAUGCAAAUGGGAAGGCUGUUCCAGCUCCACACGUUUCAGCACUGAAGGGGACCUUGUCCGCCAUCUUAAAUCAAUCCAUAUCUCCCCCGAUGCGUAUUCCUGUUUAGUUUGUGGCCAAUCUUUUGGUAGGAAGGAUCACCUCCGCUACCACCGGAGACGCCGUCAUUGUUGCUUGGUCUGAGACUCUCUGUACAUUAUUCGUGUUUCAUGUUGGUAUUUCCUGUAUUGUUCUUCUCUUCACUUAUUGCUUCUUCUUCUUUGAUUUUUACUCCGUACUAUCUAUAUAUAUACCUUUUCGG
This is a messenger RNA of Aspergillus eucalypticola CBS 122712, 829 nucleotides long. RefSeq lists its product as uncharacterized. The transcript is spliced from 2 exons. NCBI's taxonomy places the organism in Eukaryota, Fungi, Ascomycota, Eurotiomycetes, Eurotiales, Aspergillaceae. The record is from RefSeq and is a predicted model, not a curated record. Bases 1 to 711 code for a protein of 236 amino acids.